GAGCGGCGCGGCGCGCGGCAGCCCAGAUUCGACGGGCUAGCGUUGCCGGGGGCACCGCUCAGACACCGUCGAGCGGCCGAGCUGGGUGGUCCGGCCAGAGGCCGCGGAGACGGUACGGAGACGCGACAGAGUCAUCAAGGGUGCGCCGACGGGACGCGGAGCAGGCGAGACCAGCGGGGAGCGUCAGCAGCGGUGGUGGUGUGAUACGAGUGACGGUGGCGACGGGGAUGUGACGCGGACUCAGGAUGUACGGUGUCACGCUGCUCCUGCUCGUCCUCGGCUGGCACGCACUGUUCGGCCUUGCCUCAGGGGACAUUCUGGGCCAUGACCCGGCCGGGGUCGGUCCGGCUGACCGUCCGUCAGCGGAGGCGGUGCAGCUGCAGAUUUCGAUCCCGAUAGCCGCCGACCAGCUGCUGCAGUUGGCCAGUGCCAGCCCGGACGCCUGGCGCCAAAUCCUGGCGCAGACGCCGCCGGCCGCGCGCCGCUCGCCUGCUGGCGCAGCUCACCGCCCGCGGCGGGCGGACGGCCAGCAAGCCGCGCGACGCUCGCACUCGACACUGGGGGCGGACGGCAGCGGGUACCGGCGCCUGGCGAGAAGGGAACGUCCGUCCUCAAAGUACGAUGCGCCUACGGGGCGCUCGCAGUCCGUCUACAGGACGACGUUGAACGACCUGGACAGGCCAUCGAGCAGCUACGGACCCCCGUCCCGGGAGCCCGCCCGCCCGUCGUCCAGCUAUCGUCCGCCGGCGAGGGGCCUCGACCGACCCGCGUCCAGCUACAGCUCACCGUUCGGCGUAUUCGAUGGCCCGUCCUCCGAGUAUCAGUCCCCAUCGGACAGCUUCCACUCCUCGGUCUUGAAGUACAGAACAUCGGCUGCCAGCGCCGCGCCGGUGCCGCACUCGUGGUACACGCCGCCGACGAGCCGCUACGAGUCGUCCUCGCCCUCGCGCGGGGCCUCGCCGGGCUCGUACGCGACGCCCAGGCCAGCUGCACCGCGUGUGACUACGUACCGACCCCCCAAGCAGGGGUACAGCACGCCGGUGGUCGGGCCCGCCGCCUCCGGCUACGGCGGGGAGCACGGUCAGGAGGAGCUCCACGAGCACGGCGGACUCGAUUGGCUCCGGGACGUUGUGCCAGGCCUGCCCGGCGAGGAUUACCCGGUGCUCGGGAAUAUUCCGCUGACCUCGUUCUCGUGCGCCGGCCGGCCCGAGGGGUACUUCACGGACGUGGCCACCAGGUGUCAGGUGUACCACGUGUGCCACGGACCGUUCCGGAUGAGCUCCUUCCUCUGCCCGAACGGCACGGUGUUCAGUCAGUCGUUAGCCACCUGUGACUGGUGGUUCAACACCGAGUGUUCUGAGGAUCUGCCGCUGCCCAGCUCGACGUUCAGGGAGGGUCGCCACAUGUCCGGUUACAUGUUCGAAGACGACUGGAUCGACGACUACGAAGACUUUGACGCCGCGGACUACCGGCCCCCCACCAAUUCCUACCGGCCUCCUGCCAAGUCCUACCGCCCGCCGCCACCCCGGGACUCGCGCCACUCAUCCGGCGACUCGCGCCACUUCAUCCGGCGACUCGCGCCAUUCAUCCGGCGACUCGCCCCGCUCGUCCGGCGAGUCGUCCACCUCGUACCACCAGCUUGCAUCUCGUCCUGUGGACUUGUACCGAGGCCCCUCGGACGAGCGUAGGGCCGCACGGAACGACCUCCGCUCGUCGUACUCAUCCUUCUCCGCCUCGAGCGCUACGGAGCAGUACCGACUCCCGAACCGGCGCACAGCGUCACGGCCCCCUCAGCGCCGUCCGCCAUCUAGCGAGAGAAGCAGGGACUAUACGCUACCUGGCGGCAACGACGGCCAUUACGAGCCGCGCAGCAGCGAGACGUUCCUGGCCACGCUCAGGGCGCCAGCGAGUCGGCAGAAGCUUGGAGAGGGCGUCAAGACCAAGCCCUUCAUCAUUCGCGUCACCUACGGCAACAAACACGACCAGGGAAGGACCACGAAGGAGCUCAAGUUCGGUCCUCGGGCGGCCGAGGAGUUACUGAGCCGGGCUCAGAUUCGGCGAUGGAGCUUCACCGACGAGGAACCGAUUACGCGGCGACUAGCUGUCGCGGGGUCCACAGAGGGUACGAGCGAAUUUCAUGCAAGGACGACGUACAUAAGGCGUGCACUGGAGAAGGCUCGUGACAAGGCGUUCGACUUCGAGGUCGGGCGUCGCCAAGGCAGAGCACUGGAGGCCUCUGAGUCUCGCAUUCGACCGCGCACCGCCCCUACCGCUCUACUGCAGGACGUUGCAGACUCGGGGCGCUCCUCAUCGGGCUUCUCGCGCACCACCUUUGUCCGUCCGCCGCCCACUCGGCCGAUGGUGCCGCUCGUCGAGCAAGUGGCACCACCUGAGUCCAGCAUGGAGCCGCCGACAGUGGCCGACGCCAUCCCCUCUGGCGUCGUCAGGUUCGCUGGCAGCGGCGACCCCUACCGUGCAAUAUGACAAAAACAAGUCGUUCAAUGCCGAGAGGUCCACAUCUCUAGUAGCCCUUGUGCCAGGGUCGCAGCGAGAGCAGUCAGUUCGAGAUGGCCGGACUGGCGGCGGUGAAAAGAACUAUAGCUUCGGUGGUCGGACGCUAGGUGAGUCUGAUGGCUCUGUCGACAGCAACGAGAUAGCAGCAGACUUCGCCGACUUCGACUACGAUGGUCUACUCACAGACAAAUCGUUCAAAGAGUUCGGCCUCAGGAUACCGAAAGAGCUAACCGAGGCCUCGGAACAUCGGAGUCUAGGUUAGUGCAUCAGGAGACGGCAUGAUUAUGCACGCAUGUCACGCAAUGUGUAUCGGUAGAUCCCAUGUUUUGUUAUUUGUUGAGUUUCUGCGUCACGCGGGAGUGUCGAAGUCAUUUGUCCGGCUGACGUUUUGCCUUGGUUUCUCGGCCUAGCAAUCUGAUUAUUCGUGGUAAGGAACCCGUCUUGAGCAUGACUCUGAGAUGGAUCAGGUCAUAAAUAAUGGACUGCUUCCUCGACGUUCUAGGAGAAUCCAUUCGACACGGUGUGUUCUCGAAACCAUUCAAAGCACUGGCGGGGUUUACUGCUCGUGCCGAAGACUGGAAUCCGCGGGACUUCACCCCUUGGGCCGCCGAUGAGGAUGCCUAGAUCGUGGUGCAAUGCAUAUAUCACACUAAUGUGCGGAAGCCAAACAACACAGGGGCUUCGGAUCCACGCGUAUUCCGUGUGGCCUGUUCAGUAAUAUAAUGACGUGUGUGUUGUGUUGGAUCGAUACUGUGCUUAAAUACACUGUGUGGA
Pollicipes pollicipes is the source of this 3288-nucleotide messenger RNA. RefSeq lists its product as uncharacterized. The coding region runs from base 246 to 1688 and encodes 480 amino acids. Gene Ontology annotation, cellular component: extracellular region. The record is from RefSeq and is a predicted model, not a curated record. NCBI's taxonomy places the organism in Eukaryota, Metazoa, Arthropoda, Thecostraca, Pollicipedomorpha, Pollicipedidae. Gene Ontology annotation, molecular function: chitin binding. The transcript is spliced from 8 exons.